AUGGUACAGGUGAUUCCCGCACAUAUCAAGAAUGUAUGGGACGAAUGGAACAUCAGAGGAAUUGUAAUCCUCAGUCUCUCGCUUCAGACAAUUCUCAUCCUCCUAGCACCAUUGAGGAAAAGAACAUCCAACAGGUUCCUGGCUUUAGUCCUGUGGUUGUCUUAUCUCUUAGCAGAUUGGUCUGCAAACUUUGUGAUUGGACUUAUUGCUAAGAAUCAAGGGAAAGAAUUGAAGCCAGAUGAUCUUCCUCAAGAUAAGAAGCUCAUGGCUUUGUGGGCACCGUUCUUGCUCUUACAUCUUGGUGGACCAGACACAAUCACUGCAUACUCUCUUGAGGACAAUGCUCUUUGGCACAGACACUUCCUUGGCCUGGCUUUACAGGCUAUUUCAGGUGCCUAUGUGGUUAUCCAAUCUCUACCGAAUUCUCUUUGGGUGAUCAUACUGCUUUUGUUCAUUGCUGGGACAUUAAAGUAUCUGGAAAGGACAAUUGCCUUGUAUCUCGCGAGCUCAGACAAGUUCAGGGGUUCAAUGCUUGAGGUUCCUGAUUCGGAUUCUACUGAGACCCGCCCUUCGGGAAAGGAAGACGACUCGAUGGCUACUGAAAACUACACGCAGUAUGGGAGACCAUUAAGGCUAGAAAACCCCGGUAAUCUGACUCACCUCGAGAUCCUUCAGUUUGCUUUCUGGUUUUUCAAUAACUUCAAGAGUCUUGUGGUCAAUAACAUUUUUAGCUCUGAGCAACGAGGUGAGAGCAGAGAAUUCUUCAAGAAUCUAACAAAUGAAGAAGCUUUGAGGAUUUUGGAGGUGGAGCUCGGUUUUAUCUAUGAAGGUUUAUACACGAAAGUCUCGGUUCUUCAUACUUGGGUUGGAGCUUUGACUCGAACCAUAGCCUUGGGAUCUCUUUUGUCAGCAUUUGGAAUAUUUCAUUACAGAACCAAGAAGAGCCAUGAGUUUCAUGGAGCUGAUAUUGUGAUCACCUACAUUUUGUUCUUAGUUGGAAUAGCUCUGGAUUUUGUAUCUCUCCUCAUGAUCCUCCCCUCAGACUGGACAUUUGCUGUCAUUAGUAGGAUAAAUGAAGACGAAGUAGACAGUGGCUCAUGGAUAGACCCUGCACUCAAGUGGCUCCUCGGUUUGAAGAAGCUGCACUGGAAGAAGCAAAUAUGCUGCGGAGGAGUCGAACAUGAGGUGCUUAACACACCAUUUCUAAUCCAAAGAUGGGCAGGAAGCAUCAAACUGUUUAAUUUCAUCGCAUACUCUGUGAAAGCAGAUAUAAAGAGGAUGCAUGACGUCAAGGGUAGAAGACGUCGGCUUGUGUGGAAGACUAUACUUUACCCUUUCACUUCCGUUUCCAACAUCUCCAAGAAAUUGUGCAAAAAGAUCGCCAUUUGGAAUGAUGAUCUUCACCAGUAUAUGAAAGAUGUCACCGGUCAGUGGUCGGGAGACAAUCCAGUAGCUCAUUACCUUAUUAUUAUUGUUGAGUUCUGGUUCAUGAUACCUCACUGCUUCACGUUUAUUGGCAGCUACAUCACCAACUUCCUCGGCAUCGAUGAUCUGCUAGAUGAGAUCAGUCUGAUAAGAUCUGUACACAGUGAACCCUUGACAAAAGAGCUGUGGGAAUUCAUAUUUGACGAGCUUAAAUCUAGACUCCAGCGUCCACGAAAGGAGAGAAGAAAAACAAAAGCCGGAAAGAAAGGAUGGGAUUCUGGAAACAUUGAAUUAGAUAUGGCUGAUCCAGAACGGCUUAUGCGUUAUAUAGCAGAUGUUGAUUUCGACCGGAGCCUUAUGCUAUGGCAUAUAGCAACUGAGCUGUGUUACCAAGAAGAAGUGCCCAUAAGUAGCUGUGAUAAAGACCGUGAGUUCAGCAAAAUCCUUUCAGACUACAUGAUGUAUCUCUUGAUUAUGCAGCCAAAGCUGAUGUCAGAGGUUGCGGGGAUAGGGAAGAUCAGGUUUAGAGACACGUUAGCCGAAGCUGGAAAGUUCUAUAAGAGAUGGCAUAUUGAGAACUUGAGGGAUGUGCGAAGAGCUAGCCAUAAGAUUCUUUCAGUAGAGAUAGAGAUUCAUCCAAGGGAUGUUAAAGGAAACAAAAGCAAAUCUGUGUUGUUCGAGGCUAGGGCACUGGCGAAAGAACUCAACAAGAUAAAGAAGCAAAGUGUUGAUAGCGAUGAAGAAAGCAUGUGGAAGGUGGUAAGCAAAGUGUGGAUGGAGUUGCUAUUUCACGCAGCAAGCAAUUGUGACGCUACAGCACGUAUGGAUCAGCUUAGCAAAGGAGGAGAGCUCCUCAUUUUUGUUUGGCUAGCAUUGGCUCACCUCGGCCUUGGAAGUCAGUUGAGUUCAUCAGCAAACGGGUUGUCUGAGACAAUCUGAAUGUAAGGCAACAUUGGUUUUGAUUUGCACGUAUCAAUGUCCAUUGUUGCUUUUGUUUUGCUUCUGACCUCUUAUCGUGAGCAAUUGCCUGCAAACAAAUAUGGCACAUUGGAAGGAAACUUCACUUCUCUUCGUUAUGUUAUCGUUAUUAUCAAAAUAUGAACAAUUAACUAUAC
Molecule: messenger RNA, 2540 nt
Organism: Capsella rubella
Lineage: Eukaryota; Viridiplantae; Streptophyta; Magnoliopsida; Brassicales; Brassicaceae
Exons: 1
Coding region: 1-2364 (787 amino acids)
Source: RefSeq, a predicted model, not a curated record